AUCUCUGUGUCGUUGGAAUCCAAAACAUUUUCUCAAACUCGGAGGCUUCGGCUUGGUCCUUCUACUCCACACUCGUUCGCCACCCCCUUGUUCGCUUCCUCGUUAGAUUUCCCGAUCAACUUGCUGUUGGGUUUCUCCGACAAAGGGUCGAGCAAUAUUGUAUUCUUCCGUACAGAGACUUCAUCUGGGUCUGUGGGAUUUUUGAGUUUGCAUUUUGCAAAAGACAAGGAUGGGUAGGAUGAUAUUGAAUAAUGCAUUGAGAGCAAUAGUGAAUGCAGAGAAAAGGCAGAAAGCUACGGUGGAGUUGCAACCUAUUUCCACAGUCAUGUCAUCUUUCCUGAAAAUUAUGAAAAAUCGAGGAUAUAUCAAGGAUUUUGAAGUUUUUGAGCCGCAUAGAGUGGGGAAAAUUACAGUUCAACUACAAGGCAGGGUUAAUGAUUGUCGAGCUCUUACUUACAGGCAAGACGUCAAGGCAAGAGAUAUUGAAGAGUAUAAAAAGCGCAAGCUUCCAACGCACCAGUGGGGUUAUGUUGUGAUUACAACUCCUGAAGGUGUAAUGGAUCACGAAGAGGCUAUUACUCGUAAUGUGGGGGGUCAGGUUCUUGGCUAUUUUCAUUAGCUAUCUUCUUAGUGGAAACAGUAAAGAUUCUCGUACAUGAUGAGAGGCUGAUUUCACCAGCAAGAAUUUGUUGUUUUGUUUACCUACAAAUCAAUUUUAUGUGAAUCUUGUGCCAAUUGAUGAUUUAGAUCAAUGGUAGAACAUGAUUGCUCCUCUUUAAAACAUAUGCAAUCACUUUCUAUUUCACAUAAAUGGCUGCCUCAUUGUCUUUUUAUGUGUCUAAGUGUGUGCGCCUUACGAGGAACAUAUGGUCUGUGGCUUUAAAUCCUUUAAUGAUCCUAUCUGGGUUAAUUUCACGCUGUA
Molecule: messenger RNA, 922 nt
Organism: Rosa rugosa (rugosa rose)
Lineage: Eukaryota; Viridiplantae; Streptophyta; Magnoliopsida; Rosales; Rosaceae
Product: small ribosomal subunit protein uS8my-like
Exons: 4
Coding region: 230-619 (129 amino acids)
Biological process (GO): translation
Cellular component (GO): cytosolic small ribosomal subunit; ribosome
Molecular function (GO): structural constituent of ribosome
Source: RefSeq, a predicted model, not a curated record